AUGAAAUUGUCCGUUCUUCUGCUCGUUUCGGGCAGCGCCAUCGCCCUGGGCGACUGGUUUGGCAAUGCUGCAUACAACAAAUGGCACGAGACUGAGCUCGAGCGAUGGCUCUCCGACAACAACAUCCCCUACCCCACCCCCGCCGAUCGCAAGGAUCUCGAGAACCUCGUCAAAACCAACUGGGAAGACUAUGUCGCCAAGCCCUACAGCAAGUGGGAUGCGCCGCAGCUCUCCAGCUACCUGACUUCGCAAGGAAAGGAAAUCAAGAAGGGCACGGAGAAGGACGUUAAGAGCCUUGCCGGCCAGGUUCAGAGUGCCUGGUACGAGACUGCCGACCAGGCCAACGAUGCUUACAACAGCGUGCAAGAUUGGUUCUUUGAUACCUGGACCGAAUCUCAGCUCAAGUCCUUCCUCGAUCACCAUGGCAUCCCCAACCCCUCCCCGCGCACCCGCGACUCCCUCCUGUCCACCGCUCGCUCCAACUACCAGUCCAUCGCUAACAAGGCCGGUGAGACAUUCAACUACCCUGGCGACUGGCUCUUUUCCUCCUGGUCCGAGUCGGACUUGAAGGCCUGGCUCGACGAGCGCGGCAUUCCCGCCCCGCAGCCCACCAGCCGCGACAAGCUCAUCGCUUCCCUCCGCCGCAACUCUCGCGUUGCUGCCAAUGAAGCCUCCAAAUAUGCCGCAUCCGCCUCCCAAUCCGCUUCCUCCGCCCAACAAUACCUUUCCGACCAGCUUCUCGACACCUGGAGCGAGAGCCAAGUCAAGGAGUGGUUGGACAAGCAAGGCGUCAAAGUGCCCCAGGGCAGCAAGAUGAACGAGCUCCGCGCCCUCGCCCGCAAGCACUCCGCCCAGCUCACUGCCUCUGGCGCGUCCGCCUACGGUGCCGCCACCUCCUCCGCCGGCAACUUCGUCGCUCAAGCCACCAACGACGUCUGGGCGCAGGGCCGCUACUACUACGACUACCUCCUCAACCAGUUCGGUCUGGCGUCCGAGGAGGCCAAGUCCAGCAUCAGCUCUGCGGCGUCCGUCGCGAGUGUUUCGGCCUCGAACUCUCUGUCCAGCCUCGGUUCCCAGGCCGCCAAAUCGGCUCCUAGCGCCGCUUCUGAAGCUUCCAGGUCCCUGUCCAGCCUUAGCUCCAGCUUGAGUUCUCUGGCAUCCAAGUCUGGCCCCAGUGUCGCGUCCGAGGCCUCCAGCUCCCUGUCAAGCCUCAGCUCCAGCCUUAGCUCGCUGGCGUCCAAGUCGGGUCCCAGCGCCGCCUCCGAAGCCUCCAAGUCUCUGUCCAGCGUCUACUCUAGCCUCAGCUCGCUGGCGUCCAAGUCCGGCCCUAGCGUCGCAUCCGAAGCGUCCAAGUCUCUCUCAAGCCUCAGUUCCGGCCUCAGCUCUCUGGCCUCCAAGUCGGGUCCUGCUGUCGCCUCCGAGGCGUCCAAGUCCCUAUCUAGCCUCAGCUCCAGCCUCAGCUCGCUGGCGUCGAAAUCAGGUCCCAGCGCCGCCUCCGAAGCAUCCAAGUCGCUGUCCAGCGUCUACUCCACCCUCAGCUCUUUGGCAUCCAAGUCUGGUCCUAGUGCCGCUUCCGAAGCCUCCAAGUCGGCUUCCAGCCUCAGCUCCAGCCUCAGCUCGCUGGCAUCCAAGUCCGGCCCUAGCGCCGCCUCCGUGGCGUCCAAGUCUGCUGCCAGCGCCGCUUCCAUCGCGUCCAAGAGCGCGGCGAGCGCUGCCUCUGUGGCGUCCAAGUCGGCUGCCAGUGUGAGGAAUGAGUUGUGA
This is a messenger RNA of Neohortaea acidophila, 1761 nucleotides long. RefSeq lists its product as uncharacterized. NCBI's taxonomy places the organism in Eukaryota, Fungi, Ascomycota, Dothideomycetes, Mycosphaerellales, Teratosphaeriaceae. The transcript is spliced from 3 exons. The coding region runs from base 1 to 1761 and encodes 586 amino acids. The record is from RefSeq and is a predicted model, not a curated record.